AUGGCGGCAGAAUAUUGAUCCCUUGUAGCAAUGAUGAUGACCGGCUAAUUAUAACAGUUACUGAGAGAAAAGACGGCAACUUGAUUAACACUUACCUUCAAGAUCACGUUAGCUCCCGUUUUGGGGAGAAAAUUUUGAUUACAAGGGCCUUGCAACAACGAAAUAGUGUCUAAACGCUACAUCUAAGUCAACUUCUAGAGUCUCUCCCGGGAUAUUAAAGAGGAACAGAGUGUAGGCAAAUCACUGCACGAGAAAAGGUGUUAAAAUUUAGAGAGAAUUUGAAGACAGAAUGGAAAAAACUGAAUUUGGAAACAAAAAGGAACCAAAAACAACACAUCCUGUCAGGGAUGGGUUGUACUUCUGAGGGGAAAGUGUUGCAGAAGCUAGAAGGAGGCGUACAGAUGAAGAUUUUCAUGAAAAGCCUGAGGGUGGAGCAGAGCGUCAGUUGGACGAUGAUGGUGUCUAUGAAAGUGAGGGAAGUGUUGAAUUUUCAAAGGAUCGCAUGACAACAAGGGCGUUCCUUGUUGUAGCACUGCUUCUUGUAUUUGCGGUUUUUGGAGCUGGGAUAUUCUUCUAUGGUCAGCUAGAAAGCAUUGCUGAUAACGGCCAUGAAGAGGUGGCCCGCACAAAGACUCUAACAGACAAACCUCCUGAGCGAGGUUCAGGAGCCCGUGAGAAACCCAACCACAAGCCACGAGAGACGAGUACAACUGUUCCUGUGGAGGAAUUCGAAGAACAUGUACGGCGUCUACAUGCGAACGGCGGUCUCUUGUUCUCUCAGCAAUACAGUGCUCUCCGUCCUCGAGCUGAUUUCACAUGGAAGGCAAGUCUGACUCGAGAGAACAGGCACAAAAACCGUUACAUCGACAUCGUUGCGUACGACCACAGGCGGGUGAAACUGUCACCGAUACAGGGUGUGCCCGGCUCUGAUUACAUAAACGCCAACUUUCUUGACGGUUGUGAGAAAAAGAAGGCGUACAUCGCUACUCAAGGACCCCUCCCAGAGACCGAAAACGACUUUUGGAGAAUGAUCUGGGAACAAGACUCGAAGACUAUUGUGAUGGUGACAAAAUUAAAAGAGGGUGGUCGUAUUAAGUGUCACCAGUACUGGCCGUUAGAGGGUGCAAAGGUAUAUGAUGACAUUCAAGUAAGACUGACGCAAACUGUACAGCUCAGUGAUUUUACCAUCCGCACAUUGAGUCUCAAGAAGGCCAAUAGCGGAGUCGAAAGAAAGGUGAAUCAUUAUCAAUACACAACCUGGCCUGACCAUGGUGUCCCCACGCGUCCUACUUCACUUCUCAAGUUUGUGAGAAAGGUUUCGGAAGCAAAUCCACCUGAUGCAGGUCCAAUGGUUGUUCAUUGCAGUGCAGGGGUCGGCAGGAGUGGUACUUUUAUUGCAAUAGACGCCAUGUUACAGCGUAUCGCUGCCGAGAAAUCAGUUGAUGUAUUUGGAUAUGUUAUGUCACUGCGACAGGACAGAAAUAUCAUGGUGCAAGUACAGGAGCAGUAUGUUUUUAUUCACUAUGUUCUGUUGGAGGCCAUCAAGGCUGGAAGCGCUUGAUACGGACAAAUAUCUACGGUCACACACAGAUGAUGAUAAUAAUAAUAAUAAUAAUAAUAAUAAUAAUAAAAAUGAUAAUAUUCAUAAUUUUAAUAAUCAAAAAUAUAAGAAGAAAACAAGAUAAUGGCUUAGCUUCCAAAAAAUGUGACAAAAAAACUUGCUUUAAAAAGUCUAAAACAUCGCACAUAUAUUAGGUAUAAUAUGAUAUCGACUACAAAGCUGCUAAUAAUAAUAUUCAUAGUGACAAUAAUGAGAUGAGAACUAGCCUUUAUUGGGUAACUUCAUACAAUCCGGAAUCUAACAUGAAAGUGUAUGAAAAAUUUAAAAAAUCUUGCAAGUUACAAUUCUCCUUUUAAGGAAAAAUAUCAUUAACCUGAACUACAUAAUUAUAUUGCUAUGAAUAAUAGAAUUAUAAUGUGUUGUUUAGGUAGUCUAUAUCUUACUUUAAGUCUCUUCACAAAGGAAAUGCAAAGUCUUCAAAAGUUCUACGCAAAAGAAUAAUAAGAAAAAUUUACAAUAAAAAUAAUAAAAAUAAUCUAUGACUGACGAGUUUAUGGAUGUCUUGCUCUACCCUUCUCUUUUUCCAGAUUCCUGUCUCUAAUGUCUAAGUUCCUCCUUCUCGGGGUUCCAGAUCUCCUUAGACAAAGGAGCGCGCUCCGCAAAAUUGCAAUGGACACUUUCGCUCUGACCCAUAAAAUUGUUGUCGCGUAGCUGUCUUGCUUUUUUGCAGAUAAUAGCUCGGCUAAUCUUGAGUGGUACCACAGGCAUUCGUCAGCCAUKCCCCCCGUCGUUGUAAAUACCAGUGGGGGGGAAGUGCCUUGCUCUACUUCUGUUACACGGAAGUUGUAUUCUCGCUUCUUUUAAUUUUCAUGAAUACUGCAAAUCUGCUUGGGGCUAAGACCUCUGUAUGAGUCUGCAUUGGGAUGACACACCCUUAUAUCGAAAAAAGCACCCCUCUGUCGCUCCCAGAAACCCCAACAGUGGGUGAUAACAAUAACAACAAUAGUUAUACUCAAGACAGUUUACGCGUCCUGUCUAUUAAAGUGGCAGUUCGCGUCACUCGCGCGCGUUAUUGUAUAAGACCUCUAUUUGAAUUAUUUCCUCGUGGAACAAAGGCAACUGUACGAAAUUUUUAACUGGUAGGUACUUUUUGACUCUCCAUUACCAUUAUUAUUAAUGAAAUAAUAGUAAUAAUAAUAUGAGGAGGAGGACAAUCCCGUUGAGUGUUUCAAACUCUAGUAUCGUAGAGAAUUUAGUUUACAUUGAUAAAUUCAUAUGUCAUGGAAUUGUGCGAAUGAAUUAACGAGUUACUAUAUAUAUAAUAAAGGAAUGCCUGAAUGAAUCCGUGAAUAAACAUUUCAUUCCAA
Messenger RNA from Stylophora pistillata, 2928 nucleotides. Its product is annotated as receptor-type tyrosine-protein phosphatase S-like. Gene Ontology annotation, biological process: protein dephosphorylation. Lineage: Eukaryota; Metazoa; Cnidaria; Anthozoa; Scleractinia; Pocilloporidae. Gene Ontology annotation, molecular function: protein tyrosine phosphatase activity. The record is from RefSeq and is a predicted model, not a curated record.